UUCCGGUAUAUUUUACGAUCGGUGUUUUUGCAAACAAUUUAGUUUUUUAAUCUGUUAAAAUAGAAAUAACGUGAUGUAUUACUUUGAUGACUAUGAUAAAACGAAUGUUGUUGACGGUUAUCAGCGAUCUAUUAGGGACAGAGCAAAUGAAAACUUACAGACCUUGAAGGGUGUUUUUGGCACUCGGUCUCGUUCACUGUCUCCACAAGGUAGAAGUGGCAAAGAUCAGUUAACUCGCACAGUUCACCCACGUAUUCUCACGUAUCAGGAUGACGGACGACCUCAGAAAUACACAAUGGCUGCCAGUCAGCUUGAGCAUAUGUUGUCAUCCAAGGUUGAUACAACUCCACAGAAGAUUGAGGCAAGCAUUCCCAAGCCCUUGGGACCCCUCCCAACACCGGAGGAGGCAGCAACCAGUCUACAGCACCAGGCUGUCUAUAUACAACAGCUAGAGUCAGAAAAUAGAUAUAUAAAGGAGGAAAUGGCUGUUUUGAGGAUGAAAAUUGCUGAAGUAUUACAAGAAAAUAGUCAGCUCCAUAAUGAACUGAAAACCACAGUGGUUCAUGAGAUUAUUAGAGAAGGUGGUGAUUUCGCUAAGAAUAUUGGAUCUUUGGAUCAAGUUCUAGGUAAUGCUGUGAGCUCUGUAAUGACAAGACAUGACUUCAGGAGGUGGCAGAUUGAACUGGAAAGAUUAAGCUCACUUCAUGCGACCAAGUCUGAACGUCUGGAAUCACAGCUAUCAUUUGCAAAAUCUGAAAUUGAGAAGUAUGAGAAGAUGGUGGAAGAUCUGAAAUCACAGCUGCGAAUGCAGGACUCGAUCCCCACACGUGAGAAUGGACUCACCGCUGAUAUCACCAUGUCGGGUACUCAGAGGAACAGCUAUCAACAAAUCAUUGACAGACUGACAAGAGAGCGUGAUGAAUUAAUGGACCAUCUGACUAGUACGAAAGCCAGGCUGCGUGAUAUGGCUCAGCGGGAGGAAGAACUGUAUGUUCAGAUGAAGAAAGGCAUUGAGCUUGUCGAACAGUCACAGCUGGAGCAAACAGAGGCAAUGGUGCAGAAGGAGCAGUUGGCAGAAGAAUUAAAAAAUAUGAGACAAAGAUUUGAGGCACACGUAUUAGACACUCAGAAGAAAAUGCAACUGGAUCGUGAGUCAGUCCGGGGAGAGAUGAAGUUUCUGUUGGAUGAUCUCAACAACAAGUUGAAGGAGUCUGUGGAGAAGUAUGCAGCUGUUGAGAGUCAGCUGGAUAAAGUGACGAGGGACAAGAUGUCCCUGACGAAUGAGCUGGAUGAAAUCAAGGCAGAGUUCCGCUUACACACCAAAGAAACAACAGUGACAUCUGAGACUUUUCGACAAGAGACGACCAACGCCUCACUUCAGAGACAAACUGCAGUCCAGACUGCACACCAGUUACGUACCAAAUUGGACAACCUACACCGAGACAGAGACCAGGAGAGGAGUCGACUGAAAACCGAGAUUGAUGACCUGCGACGAAGAUUGCACUUAGCUGAACGAGAUCUUGUCAACAGCAAAGAGGAGUGCAUUCUCCUCACAACCAAUUCACAGUCACUGGAGAGAGAGCUACAUCUUGCCAAGCUGGCACGUGAAAGUAUUGAGCGUGGUCGUGCAGAGGAUGUGAAGAUUAUUGCCAAACAGUCGCAGCAGAGAGAAGAACAUUACAAGGAAUACAUUAACAACCUGGAAGAAAGACAUGCACAAGUCACUCAGCAAAUGGAUGCAAUGUUGCACAAGCAGAAUAGAUUGAUCAUGAAAUUGCGAGAAGAAUGCAAGAAACAGGCUUUACACCUAGAGAAAUACACCAAAAAAUACAGAAAAGAAUGUGGCCAGGUUACAGCCCAGUAUGAAGAACUGAAAAUGCGUUUUGAAAAAACAGUAUCUCGUUUGGAAGUUCUUGAAGAACAAGAAGACCAGCAUAAUCGUGUCCAUGAGAAAAUGAAAGACCGGCUGAAAAAGAUGGAUGAAUACGCUCAGUUCCAGUCAAAACAGAUUCUGGAUACACUAGGCUCACUGAGUCGUGUUAUGAGAGAUCGACAACUUCUCGCCCGAGAGGUCGACUUUCUUCGGAAUCAGUUGAAUCGUAUUGACAGUGCAAACAUUUCCAAGCUGAACUCGUCCAGUAAGCAACUGGUGGAUGAAAUCCUAAACACCAUCACCAAGGAACAGCAGGCUGGGAAAGGACACCUGUUACUUGACCCAGAUGUCUAUAAGAUAGAAAUACCAGACAGAAUAACCAUUGAUGAUCUCGUCUGAAACUUGUUACAUCAUAUAGAUGGUGCCUAAUGUUUGAUUAUAUAUAUAUCUAUAUAUCUAUAUAUCUAUAUACACAUAUAUACACAUAUAUAGAUAGAUAUACACACACACACACACAUACACCCUCGGGACAAAUUAAAAAGUCUGG
Molecule: messenger RNA, 2420 nt
Organism: Gigantopelta aegis
Lineage: Eukaryota; Metazoa; Mollusca; Gastropoda; Neomphalida; Peltospiridae
Product: serologically defined colon cancer antigen 8 homolog
Exons: 16
Coding region: 74-2272 (732 amino acids)
Biological process (GO): centrosome cycle; tube formation; neuron migration
Cellular component (GO): centrosome; centriole
Source: RefSeq, a predicted model, not a curated record